Daucus carota subsp. sativus is the source of this 845-nucleotide messenger RNA. RefSeq lists its product as uncharacterized. The transcript is spliced from 4 exons. Bases 110 to 619 code for a protein of 169 amino acids. The record is from RefSeq and is a predicted model, not a curated record. NCBI's taxonomy places the organism in Eukaryota, Viridiplantae, Streptophyta, Magnoliopsida, Apiales, Apiaceae.
ACCAAUUAUAAGAACUUUAUAUUAGUGGCUCAGCAGUCAGCCCUGCCAUGUACAAGUGUACGGAUACAUACAGAGUAUACAUAUAAUUCGAUAGCGUAGAUAAAAAUCAAUGGCUUCCACGGUGAUUUUAUGUAAUUAUUCGAACUGUUGCUCCCCAAAAACCCUAGAAUCAUUCAGGUCAUCUCUAUUUCCAUCCUCGAAAUCCGUGCUAAAGCUAAAGGGUCGGUCUUCACUCAGAUUCAACAAGCUAAAAAGCCGUCAAAAUGAUGUCGUGCCUGUGGUCUUCGCUGCACAAUCCAGUUUUAUUAAAGUUAUUCAGACAGUGUGGAAGGUUGGGAAGGAUGGAGUUGAGGCAGGAACGGAUUUGGUGCCUGAUUCUGUCCCAAGACCGGUAGCAAAGCUUUCGGUGACUGUUGUUGGAGUUUCUCUUGCACUCUUUGUACUCAAGUCAUUUUUGUCCACGGCUUUUUUUGCGCUGGCUGUGAUGGGACUUUGCUAUUUUGCAUUUCUGGCAUUAAACAAGGAUGAAAGCUCGAAAGGGGGAGGAACUACGUUUACCGAAUCUUCUACAGAUGACUCACUGGAAGAAGCAAGAAGAAUAAUGGAGAAGUACAAAUAGAAGGUCUAAAUUUGGUGGUUCUCAUUUUUAUCUAUCAAUGAUUCCAUCCCAUUUCUAGUGACUGGUGACUUGGGUAUGAGUUGUUCUUCGAAGAAUGAAAUUCCCAAGAAAUCAUGUGUUCUCUUUAUGUUCUGUUGUAUAUACUUUUACAGUGAAUACUGGAUUAUAGAUAUUUUUUAGCAAAUGUGUUUAAUAUUCAGUAUAGCUAAGAAGUAAAAGUCCUCAA